Messenger RNA from Manis pentadactyla (Chinese pangolin), 1215 nucleotides. RefSeq lists its product as uncharacterized. The coding region runs from base 1 to 1005 and encodes 334 amino acids. Lineage: Eukaryota; Metazoa; Chordata; Mammalia; Pholidota; Manidae. The record is from RefSeq and is a predicted model, not a curated record. The transcript has 5 exons.
AUGGCGCUACCUCUCACCACUUUCUCUGGUCUUAGGACAGAAAUGAGCAUGCAGGAAACCAACCGGUACUCGCGCUCUCAGCUGGAAAAAGGCAAACAGGACCUCCGAGAUCUCACAGAGAAAUUCCUCACAUCCAAAGCUACAGCUGACUCCCUGGCCAACCAGCUGCUGAAAUACACGUGCGAGACGGCAGUGGCUUUGAAGAGUGAUGGACGCUACAGGGCCGAGGGAGCUGGAAAAAACGCCCUGAGAUUCUUGGCGGAAGUGCGGGCGCCCAACGAGUACUUGCGCAGCCGCAGUGAGGCCCAGCGGAGGCGGACGUCCUUACGUGGGUUCCAUGGUGUAAUGAACCUCUGGCUCCCGCGUCUCCAUUGGCCACUAACGCGCUGUUACCCUGACUUCGGGACUCGGCUCCAGGGAGGGUCAUCCUUUCGCCCCCCACUUCGGCAGACAGCAGGAAGCCGCACCGGGGACCCUAGCCUCCGGGCAGGUCGUGGAGACCAGCGGUCCCUGACGGGCGCGGGGUCAGGCUCCUCCGGGGACCAAGGCGACGCGACGCGGAGCAGCUCCGGGUCCCGGACCCUCGCGGCUCCCGCUCCGUGCCGCCCCGACUCCGCUCCCCCGAGAAGACGCCUUAGCUCUGACCCGUGGGGACGCCGGUUCUCUUUCGCUCGCUGUUACAAAGGCCUGACAAACACAGGGGCCUUUUUGGAGGCUCACUUCGGAGAACACGAACAAGGGAGAGGUGCGGGGCUGGGCGAGCGGAAGAAAAUAGUCCCGGGAGGGAAGGGGACAGGAAAGCGCGGAGGACGACAAAGAAGGAGGGAGGACCUGGGGUGCGGAAGGCAGAGGCGCUGCUGGGCCACCCACCGCGGCUGCGGUUUUCUUCGCUGCCUUUGGGCGACCGCAGCUCCUCUCCCGGGAGCGCUCCCACCCUUUCCUGACCCGCCCGGGAACCCGGUGCCUCCCCAAGUCGCAGAGCUGCUUGCCCGGCACCUGGUCUGAUGAACUGCCCUUUCCCUGUGCGGUUAAGAGGGGCGAGGUGGGUCGUGUUGGUUUGCAAGUGAGUGCGAGCCAGUCUGGAGCCUUGCGGGGGGCUCCCUUGAACGGAGGGCGGGUGGGAAAUAGACACCCACUCCUCUUUCCUUGGCAGGGCCUGGUGUGGAAAACUGGGAAAGGAACUUUGAGGAGAAUAUAUGCUAAGUAAAAAACUAA